UCCAUGGCUUACGCAAAAGAAAAGUUUGCUCUGCUCAAACCCUUUGCCUCCGAGGUUCCCUCGGCAACAAAUGGCUCCCGUCCCAGAGCAGGAAGGACUAGGACUAGGAGAUACGGCAAGACGAAGUGAAGAUGAUGCAGAGGAAGCAGAAGAUGAUGCGGACGAAGAGAAGGAGGAGGCGGUUGAAGCCGACGCUAAUGCCCCCUCGCAUCUUCCCCUUGCUCCUCACCCCGACUCUGAGAUAUUAGACGCAACAACAACAGUUGAUCCUAGCUAUAUCAUCUUUCUUAUAAGACAACUUCUACCAUAUGACUCGAAUGUAGAAAAGCAAUCUAAGGUGGCAGACUCUGAUAUGCAAAAAAAUCUUGGUAAAGGAGAAAGCAAUGUUGAGUUAGAUGAUAGGAAACCCUCAACCGAAGAUACAAGAGAACCACAGGAAGACUGUGGCUGUAUCCUAUGGGAUCUUGCAGCUACCGAAUCACAUGCUGAACUAAUGGUGCAAAAUCUAAUACUUGAAGUGCUUGUUACCAGUCUGCAUGCAUCACGUUCUUUCCGGCUGAAGGAAAUUUGCUUGGGAAUCAUUGGGAACUUAGCCUGCCACAAAAAUCUAAGCUCUACAAUAGUAUCUACAAAUGGUUUGAUCCAAAUAAUUGUUGAUCAGUUGUUUCAAGAUGAUUCUGUCUGCCUUUCAGAGACAUUCAGGCUAUUGUCAGUGAGUCUCCAGAGUAGUAGUUCUGUCACCUGGGCUGAAGCUUUGCUACACGAUCAAAUUCUUCUAAGGAUACUGUGGAUUAUUGGGAAUACACUGAACAUGACUCUUCUGGAAAAGAGCAUUGAGUUUUUGCUGACCAUAAUUCAACAUGAAGAAGUGGAGGCUGUUCUUCUUCAGCCUUUGGUGAAGUUUGGUUUACCAAAUCUUGUUUUGAGUCUAUUAGAAUCUGAGUUCAACCAGUUAAAGGAGAACAAAUUGGAAAGGUUGGCUGUUUUUGAUCUAGUUCUUCAAGUAGUUGAAGCACUUUCAACAGCAGAUAAUUGUUUUGAUUUGAUAACUUCCAAUAAUCACAUUUUCCACCUUGCUUGUGAAGUGGUUAAGCUGUCUCAUAAGAUUGAGGUUGAUAGCCUAUGUGCUUCGGCUGUUGUCAUACUUGCAAAUAUCUUGGUUGAUCAACGUAAUUUGGUCCUAUCCAUCGCUAAUGACUUUCAAUUUCUUCAGGGUCUACUUGAUGCUUUACCCUUUGUUUCUAUUGAUUCUACCGCUCGAAGUGCAUUAUGGUCUAUCUUGCAAAGGGUGUUGUGCCUAACUGAGGGAAAUGACGAUGGCUCACUGGACCUGCAUAGGUUAACACUGCUUCUAUUGGACAAACAUUUUCUAAUCGUGAAUGACAUUGAUAGUCACGCCAGCGAUGAUUUUGGUGGUGAUGAAGGAAAGGAAUUUGUCAUCGCUAGUGGAAAGAGAAUUGCCAGUAUUCUAGAGAAAUGGAAAGAGAGAGAUCCAUCUUCGACUGAGAAUUAUGACGGUAAAGCCCAGAAGUUGCUUGACUGCUGUCGUAAGUCUUGUUUCUAGGCUCGCAUGGCAUUCCAGGGAAGAUGCAACACACCAUGAAGUCCCUAUUUUUCUUGUAGGACAGCGACAUGUGCUGUUCUAUAACUGAAUGUUAUUUAUGUAAACUUGCAUUGUUGAAGCUGUUUAAUCACAGAGAACUUCGUUACUUUUA
Molecule: messenger RNA, 1715 nt
Organism: Zingiber officinale
Lineage: Eukaryota; Viridiplantae; Streptophyta; Magnoliopsida; Zingiberales; Zingiberaceae
Product: protein SAAL1-like
Exons: 11
Coding region: 71-1564 (497 amino acids)
Source: RefSeq, a predicted model, not a curated record